Messenger RNA from Nothoprocta perdicaria, 2772 nucleotides. RefSeq names its product CD44 molecule (Indian blood group) (gene CD44). The coding region runs from base 90 to 2660 and encodes 856 amino acids. Lineage: Eukaryota; Metazoa; Chordata; Aves; Tinamiformes; Tinamidae. The transcript has 18 exons. Gene Ontology annotation, biological process: inflammatory response; positive regulation of ERK1 and ERK2 cascade; cell adhesion. Gene Ontology annotation, molecular function: cytokine receptor activity; hyaluronic acid binding. The record is from RefSeq and is a predicted model, not a curated record. Gene Ontology annotation, cellular component: plasma membrane; basolateral plasma membrane; macrophage migration inhibitory factor receptor complex.
UCAUUGACUGCCGGCUUAACAGGCGCCGCCGCUCCUCUCUGCAUCUUGCAAGGAUCUCUGGGUUUUGCAAAAACAAUUCUGAGGCAAAAAUGGCCAAGUUCUUCUGGGCAACUUUUGGAUUAUGUUUGCUGAAGCUCUGUCUAACAGACACACAAGUCAAUGUAAGCUGCAGAUAUGCAGGAGUUUUUCAUGUUGAAAAAGAUGGUCGCUACAGCAUGACACGAAGUGAAGCAGUUGAACUCUGCAAAGCUCUGAAUAGCACCUUGCCAACGCUAGAGCAGAUGAGAAGAGCUCAUCAACUUGGAUUUGAAACUUGCAGGUACGGUUUUAUAUUGGGGCAUAUUGUUAUCCCACGAAUCAAUCCCUAUCAUCUUUGUGCAGCAAAUCAUACUGGCAUUUACAAACUUUCAGCAAACACAACUGGUCUUUAUGAUGCAUAUUGUUACAAUGCAACAGAAACUAGAGAUAAGACAUGUGAGCCAAUUGAAAAGCUAAACACCUCUAUGCUCAGUGAUCGCAGCAAAAUAGUCAUUGAUAAUGAAGACGGCUCACGUUAUAACGCGGAUGGCACCCGUCAUAGUGGAGAUUCCUCAACCUCAGGUGUAGAUGACGAAAAUGUAGGUAGUGGUUCAACACACGACACAACUGUAAUGGAUACCAGCAUCAGAAGAUCCUCUAGUACUUCGUAUCUUGAACAUACCACUCCAGUCUCACAGUUGCUAGAUCAUUCUUCUGGAGGGGGCGAAAAGGAAUUUUUUCCAACAAAUACUGAUUAUGAAUUUCCUACAAUAUCAUCUGACAUGCCUUCAGUGCCCAUAGCUGAUGAUUUCCCUGAAAAAGGAGAUGGAGAGCAGCCUGCAAGUACUACUCGGGAGCCUCAUCGUGAUGACCUGGAGAAAGCCACCACCCAGGCUCCGUGGAAUCCCUUCUUGCACCAGUGGUGGUGGUCAAACCCCAGAGACAAGGCACAAGAACCAACGCAAGCAGCAAGGGCAGAUGUGACUUCAAGUGGCAAUGGUUCAGAUGACGAAGACUCUUCAGAGGAGACAUUUUACUCAACAGUGUUUCCAGACCGGGAUGUGACUGUGGCCAAGAAAGAGUAUUCUYCAAGUACUAAUUCUUCAGAGGAGACAUUUCACUCAACAGUGUUUCCAGGCUGGGAUGUGACUGUGGCCAAGAAAGAGUAUUCUCCAAGUACUACUGUGAGCUCUCAACGUGAAACCCUGAAGGAAAUCUCCAUGCAAGAUCACUGGACCCCAUCCUAUACAGAUGAAGAGGAGUGGUAUUCUAGCACUGCUGGCAGGGCACUAGUCACAAGCGAAAAUGAAAAACAUGAAGGACCAACCCAACAUCCACUAUUACACAGUGUUCAUCCUGGAUGGAUCAGUCAAGAACAAAGUCCUGCAAGUACCACUGGAAGUACUGAAGAACACGAAUUUACUCUUCCAGGUGAAAAUCAUAUUGAAACAGAAUCUUCUCAUACAGCUAUGGCAUCCGAUAACGGGGCCAAACAGAAUGAUUCAGCGCGAGACCCAUUGGUGUAUCCAGGUUGGGACGAGGGAGAUGUUUAUUCCGUACAACCCACUGUUAUGGAUAGAAUUAUUUCCUCCAGAAAGAAUGAUCAUGAAAAACAGUCUUCUAGUACAGCCCGUCAUGAAGACCCAACUCAGCCACCUCUGCCUUCAGAUACUGAACCAGCACAGGGCACUGCAGGCGUCACUCGUGCCACAAACACCCCCGGGGAUGAGGUGCUCCUUGGGCUGAAUCCUGCUAGUAGGAACGAACCUGAUGACGAAUCUCCAUUGAAGGGUACCACCAUUCUCACAACAGUCACGGCAUCGACUGAUAUUCCCAAAGGGGAAGAUAUGACCCAGGAACCACGGGCACCUAGUAUCUCCGUAACAGUGCUUACCUCUCCCGAUGGUACCCGUCAUGAAGACCCAACUCAGCCACCUCUGCCUUCAGAUACUGAACCAGCACAGGGCACUGCAGGCGUCACUCGUGCCACAAACACCCCUGGGGAUGAGGUGCUUCUUGGGCUGAAUCCUGCUAGUAGGAAUGAACCUGAUGACGAAUCUCCAUUGACGGUCACGGAGUCCACGGAUGUUGUCAGCCAAGGAGAAGGAACGCAAGAGCCACAGGCACCUGGCACUCAACCUGGAAGGGAAGGUGAUCAAGCCACUACUACGGAUGAUUCCCACCUCAAUUUCAUACCUGGAGUUUUUCCAGACACUCAGGAUCGUCUUAACCGAUUACACACUUCUGCUCCUACCAGACCUACAUCCAGUAUAUAUGAAUCCACUCCUUUCCCUGGGCAGACCACAACAACAAUAGCUUCAUCCGAAAGAUCAGCCAAGCUACCUGAAUGGUUGAUUGUAGUUGCUGCUCUCGUGGCGCUGGCUUUGGUUCUUGCAGUCUGCAUYGCAGUUAACAGCCGGAGAAGAUGCGGGCAGAAGAAAAAGCUAGUGAUUAAUAAUGGCAAAGGGGCAGUGGAAGACAGGAAGACGGGUGGAUUAAACGGCGAAGCCAGCAAAUCGCAAGAAAUGGUGCACCUGGUUCAUAAAGAACAGUCAAAUGAGCGAACAGGAGCAUGUGAUGAGUUCCUGACCCUUGAUGAAACGCAAAAUCAUCAGGAGCUGGACAUGAAGAGUGGAGUGUAAUGGCUCCAAGAUGCCAAGUAGGUCAGAGCUGGGGAAAUCAAAAUCGCCAAGGACUUGGACAGUUGUUCACAGAUGCACUGGGCUACUGAUGCCUUUUGAACAUAAUUAAACA